Messenger RNA from Trichoderma asperellum CBS 433.97, 1716 nucleotides. RefSeq lists its product as uncharacterized. Lineage: Eukaryota; Fungi; Ascomycota; Sordariomycetes; Hypocreales; Hypocreaceae. Gene Ontology annotation, biological process: branched-chain amino acid catabolic process. The record is from RefSeq and is a predicted model, not a curated record. Gene Ontology annotation, molecular function: oxidoreductase activity, acting on the aldehyde or oxo group of donors, disulfide as acceptor.
CAAUUGCUUUUCCUCUCAUCUGAUUUGAAUUCAUCAGCACUCUGCAGGCAGCACGACUUGAGGACAGGGCGCGCUGCGGCUUAGUGGUGUUAGCGCUGGCGGAUUCUGUCGGCUCAAUUGCGACCGCUCUCUAUCGGCAUCCUCGCUCCUUGUCCCGAGAUCAAGUUGCCUUCCCCGGAUUUCCAUGUUAAAAGUAAUAGUGCCUGCAUCUUGACGUGAACCAAACAUUCCGCACUUCUCCAAAGGGCCCAGAGACUCAACCCUUUCGUCUAAUCCCAACGGCACUCCAGAUGAACUCUCGCGUCAUUCCGAGGGCCUCUUUACGGAGGCUGGCAGCUAGCACGAAGCCAUGUGUGUCUGUCGUCUCCAACUCCAUCCGGAGUGCUGGGAGCCUUUCUCAGCGGCCCAAUUCUAAUUUCGUCUCAUUUCCUGGAGCCCUGAAGAGCUCCUUUACCAGUUCUCUCAAGUUCGAGACUCCCGACUCAUACACAGCCCUUCAGACCUAUCGAGUCGUGGAUCAAGAUGGUCAAAUCGUCGACCCCUCCUUCAACCCUGACAUCCCCGAUGAGACAGUAAUCAAGCUUUACAAGGACAUGCUGUUCAUCUCCAUCAUGGAUCUCAUCAUGUUCGACGCUCAGAGACAAGGCCGCCUAAGCUUUUAUAUGGUAAGCGCUGGCGAGGAAGCAGUGAGCGUGGGCAGCUCUAGCGUAUUAGACAGAGAAGAUGUCGUUUUCUGCCAGUACCGAGAGCAGGGAUUUUUCAAGGAGAGGGGAUUUACCACCGAGCAAUUCAUGUCACAAUUGUUUGCCAACAAGAAGGACUCUGGUCGGGGAAGAAACAUGCCGGUCCACUACGGAUGCAAGGAAUUGAAUAUCCACACUGUUUCUUCACCAUUGGCAACACAGCUUCCGCAGGCAUCGGGAGCAGCAUAUGCAUUGAAGUUACAGAAGCUACAAGAUCCCAACUUAAAGCCGCGAGUAGCGGUAGUGUUUUUCGGCGAAGGAGCUGCCAGUGAAGGUGACUUCCAUGCAGCGCUGAAUAUUGCCGCCACGCGCUCUUGUCCCAUUGUUUUCAUUUGCCGUAAUAACGGAUUUGCCAUUUCCACACCCACUCUUGACCAAUACCGAGGAGACGGCAUUGCAAGCAGAGGAAUUGGCUACGGCAUUGACACAAUCCGAGUCGAUGGAAAUGACAUUUGGGCCGUCAGAGAGGCCACAAAGAGGGCACGAGAAAUGGCUCUGGAGGGUGGUGGCAAGCCAGUCCUCAUCGAAGCAAUGACCUAUCGUGUCUCUCAUCAUAGCACUUCUGACGACUCCUUUGCGUACCGAGCCCGCGUCGAAGUCGAGGAUUGGAAGCGACGGGAUAACCCCUUGACUCGACUGAGGAAAUGGAUGGAGGCCAAGGGAUGCUGGGACGAGGCGAAGGAGAAGGAAGCUAGAACCAACCUGAGAAAAGACAUCUUAAAGGCCUUUGGUGAAGCAGAAAGGGAGAAGAAGCCACCGAUUGCCUCUAUGUUUGAGGACAUUUAUGAGGAGCUGACUGAAGACCUCAAGGACCAAAAGGAACAGCUGAGGACCAUGUUAGAAAAGUAUCCUGAGGAGUACGAUGUUGGAUCUUUUGAUGGCGGCAUAGACAGCUUGAAAACUAAAUAAGGCAACGAAUUGUUAAUAGAUAUAAAUUUUCUUGUAAAUUUGCGAAUCACUCUAUAUAUUGAAG